This is a messenger RNA of Loa loa (African eye worm), 301 nucleotides long. RefSeq lists its product as hypothetical. NCBI's taxonomy places the organism in Eukaryota, Metazoa, Nematoda, Chromadorea, Rhabditida, Onchocercidae. Gene Ontology annotation, cellular component: mitochondrial intermembrane space. Gene Ontology annotation, biological process: mitochondrial respiratory chain complex IV assembly. The coding region runs from base 7 to 195 and encodes 62 amino acids. The record is from RefSeq and is a predicted model, not a curated record. Gene Ontology annotation, molecular function: copper chaperone activity; copper ion binding. The transcript has 2 exons.
UUACAGAUGAGUGACGAUAAGGGAUGUUCGAUAUCGUCGAAGGAUAGUGGCACAAAAAAGCCCAAACCAUGUUGCGCUUGUCCGGAAACUAAAAAGGCCAGAGAUGAAUGUAUGAUUUUGUUUGGUGAGGAACAUUGCGGAGAGCUGAUAGAAGCUCACAAGAAGUGUAUGAGACAGUAUGGUUAUGAAGUGUAGUUUGUUUUUAUCGUCGUCGACAUAUUUAUAAAAACUUGUUAUUUGAUUAUCGAUAUUUAAUGUAGUUUGCGGAAUCAUAAAAAUUGCAUAAAUUGUAAAAUAUGCA